Molecule: messenger RNA, 1778 nt
Organism: Aegilops tauschii subsp. strangulata
Lineage: Eukaryota; Viridiplantae; Streptophyta; Magnoliopsida; Poales; Poaceae
Source: RefSeq, a predicted model, not a curated record
UCGUAGAAUUAACUCUCGACUGGGGGAACCGGUGGAACCCAAAGCCAAUAAUGGCGGGCUCUCCCCACUCCCAAACCGCAAGCUCACCCCACUCCCCACAUUCCCACGCCUCGUCGCAGAUGGCGCCGUCGGUGCCGAGGAAGCGCAGGGUGAACCGCCCGGAGAACGAGGAGGUGGCGGCCUGGCUCUUCUUGAAGCACCGGUCCAUGGCGGAGCAGCAGCCGGGCGGCCUCCCGGAGCACCAGGGCCACGCGCUCUCCACCGCCUACCGCUGCGUCUGCGCCACCAACGUGCCCAUCCGGACCUUCGGCGACCUGGCCCGUCUCAGGGGAGUUGAAGGUUGGGUUGUUGAUGUUAUGGAAGACUCCUUUCCAGGAUGCAGCCUUGAUUUGUCUCCUCUGAGAAGUAAUACACCAGGAGAAACGGGGAAGAAGAACACACGAAACAAACCUUAUGUUCCACGGUUGAAAUCAGCUGCUUAUGCAAUAAUGAUCACACUCUACAGGGCAACAUUUAAUCAGAGGAAAAGGGAAAGGACCCCAAACAACAGUAGGAAUUCUCGGAAUGAUGGUUACAGUUACACUGGAUGGAAUAGCAUGAAGACGUUAACAACUAAGGAUCUGGUUGAGAAAAAGAGUAAUCCUGCAAAGAAGUUUGAUACAGUGCAGCAGUAUUACCUAACAGAAAAAGGCAAAGAGACAGCUCGCGAUUGUCUUGCACGGUCUGGAUUGGAUGGUCCUGCAGGACCUUUAACGGCGGCCGGUCAUCCUGCAGUUGUGCUCAGCGAUUCAGAUUCUGAUGAAUACGACGGCAGCAGUCCCCUGAUAGGUAUUAACAAAGGUUCUGAAAGAAGUGGACUUCCAAACUCAAAAGCAGGCAGUUCCAGUUCCUUUGGUAUCAUUAAUGGCAUUUUUUCAGACAAUGGCUGUGCUACUAAUUCUCCUCUUUCAUCUCGAGAAAUGUUUGGACAGCAAUCAUUUAGUGCAAUGGUACACUUUACUUUCCCUUUCCGUACCUUUCUUUUUCAAAUGGAACAUAAUGCAACAUUUUGGCCCCGUUCCAGAAGAAAAGUUGUUGAUAAUAUACGCUCACAGUUUAAUAUUCCCGUAGAGAUUAAACACUUGCCUGUUGGAGAUGCUCUUUGGAUUGCUCGCCAUAAAGAACUUGACACGGAUUAUGUUCUUGAUUUCAUUGUUGAAAGGGAAAAUGUGGAUGAUUUACUUGGCUCAAUUAAAGACAACAGAUACAAAGAUCAAAAACUAAGACUGAAGAAAUGUGGGCUAAGGAAGCUAAUAUAUCUAGUUGAAGGGGAUGUAAACACUGUAGAUGGAUCAGAGAGCGUUAAAACAGCCUGCUUCACUACUGAGGUUCUUGAAGGAUUUGAUGUCCAAAGAACCACUGGGUAUGCUGACACUGAAAAGAAAUACGGCCACCUCACGGGCUCUAUAAUUGAUUACUACAGCAGAAACUUCUCUGCUGGUGCUGAUACCUCUCGACUUUGCGUGACCUACGACGAGUUUGUGAAGAGGUGUUCUGACCUUGAGAAGGUCACUAUGAGCGAUAUAUUCGCCCUUCAGCUUAUGCAGGUGCCACAAGUGACAGAAGAAGCUGCUCUUGCUGUCACGAGUCUCUACCCCACUCUUCUCUCGCUUGCUAAGGCGUACACCAUGCUUGAUGGCGAUAGGCGUGCCCAGGAGGAGAUGCUGAAGAAAAAGAGCGACAUGGUCAACACGGGGGCUAGCAAGAACAUCUUCAAGCUCAUCUGGGCGGAAGGAUGA